Molecule: messenger RNA, 2220 nt
Organism: Cicer arietinum (chickpea)
Lineage: Eukaryota; Viridiplantae; Streptophyta; Magnoliopsida; Fabales; Fabaceae
Product: probable protein phosphatase 2C 40
Biological process (GO): protein dephosphorylation
Molecular function (GO): protein serine/threonine phosphatase activity
Source: RefSeq, a predicted model, not a curated record
AAAGUGUUAGUUUUAGUUAAUUUGGCUCUUAUGUUAAUCAAUAGUUGUAAGUAUUAUAAUAGUAUAAGUGUCACUGUCGAUGACGCUUAAUUGAGUGUGUGAGAGAGAGAAGGAUAUUGGAAGCAAGCAAGCUAGGACAUUGAUUUUAGUACAUAUAUGUUUGUGUUUCUAGACUUUUUUCUUUUGUAUUUUUUACCAUUAACAGAAGCUGCUUUUUGAUUGACUCAUGGUGAACAAUUGAAUAUAAUUUGUUAAUUUUUUUUUUUGUUGGAAUGAAAUGCCUGAAUUUACAACUAGAGAUGGUUGGCAUUUAGCUACUGUGAUGUGAAGUUGGAUUAUCUUCUUAGCCUCUCUAUGAUGUUAUGUUGAUAGUGUGUUUAAAGGCUGCAAAGUUUAUUGAAUGAACCCUUGUUGGAGCGUUAUUAAGUAUAUCAAUUGAGCGUUAUUAAGUAUAUCAGGGAAAAACAUGCUUAGUACUGAAGGUGAACUUAAAAUAAGUUUUGGCUAUCAAUGCAAUAGCCACAGAGGUAUCCCUUGCAAGGUUGCCAAUGGCCGCAAAUGGAGCCCUGAAAUCCGCAGAACAAGCAGUUUCUCUUGCUUAUCCGGUGCUGCCUUAAGUGCAAACGCUACACUUGCCAACACAAACAUCUGCAAUGGUGUGAUAGGAGAAGAAAUCCUUCCGAGUUUGGACUCUCCUAAUUCCUUCCGGCGGGUACCCUCUUCUCCAAGUCUUGCAAAGUUGGACAUGCUAUCGUCUUCUCUCCAUAGUACUUGGUCAAACCUAAGUUGCAGCCCAUCCAGUCCAAGUAAUAUGCUUGAAUAUGACUUUUGUUCAUUAAAAUCCAUGAGUGCUCCUUCUAGAGGUGAAUGUUUUCUUAAUGCUACGGAAGUGCAAGUAGCCGGAGGAGCUGCUGGUGAAGAUAGAGUUCAAGCAGUUUGUUCUGAAGAAAACGGGUGGCUUUUCUGCGGAAUUUAUGAUGGUUUUAAUGGGAGAGAUGCAGCGGACUUUCUGGCUUGUACUCUUUAUGACUCUAUUGUGUCUUAUUUAAACACAAUAGACUGGGAUUCGGAACCAAAUUCCACCAGUGCUUCUGACAAUGACGAUUUGGACGAUAGUCUAAUUCUUCACGAGCAUCAAUCUCCAAGAUUUAAGGGAAACAAUUAUCCCAGUAGUCCACCUGCCAAUUCAGAGGCAAUAAGUAAAUCAUUUUCCCACGUGGUACUUGAUAGCCUCAAACAUGUUCUUAAUCAGGUUGAAAAUGACUUCUUGUACAUGGUCGAGCAGGAAAUGGAGGAACGCCCCGAUUUAGUUUCUAUUGGAUCUUGUGUUUUACUUGUGCUUCUUCAUGGGAACGAUUUGUGUACGCUCAAUCUAGGCGACAGCAGAGCAGUGCUGGCAACGUGCAGUGCAGGUAACGGAAUGACUGGAAACGAGAGAUUGAAAUCUAUUCAGCUUACGGAUAGUCAUAAUGUUGAUAAUGAAGCUGAAAGAGCUCAACUUCUUGCCAAUCAUCCUGAUGAUCCUAAGACCAUCGUAGCAGGGAAAGUGAAAGGAAAACUGAAGGUUACACGUGCUUUCGGAGUUGGCUACUUGAAAAAGAAAAUUCUGAAUGAUGCAUUAAUGGGAAUCCUUCGAGUUAGCGAUCUUAAAAGCCCUCCAUAUGUUUCGACAGAUCCAUCACUGAAUGUGCAUAAAAUCUCUACUUCUGAUCAGUUUGUUAUAGUUGGGAGUGAUGGUUUAUUUGACUUCUUUAGCAAUGAUGAAGCAGUGAAUCUUGUUGAGUCUUACAUCCUGAGCAAUCCUUAUGGUGAUCCAGCCAAAUUUCUCAUUGAGAAACUAGUAGCAAGAGCAGCUGAUUCUGCAGGUUUCAGCACGGAGGAGUUAUUGAAUAUUCCGGCUGGGAGGAGGAGGAAGUAUCACGAUGAUGUAACCGUAAUUGUGAUAAUCCUUGGGAUGAAUAAACGGACUACAAAGGCAUCGACUUGCAUCUAAACAGUAGCCAAAGAAAAUUUGCAUGUGAAGCUUUUCAAUGGAACACCUUGGUCAUGUAGUGUUUUCUAGAAAUUUGUUGUGAUAUUAGAAGAUUGUACAUAUGACAAUUUUAAACUUAGAAUCAUUAAUUUCCUUAGGUAUUCAAAGAUUUUGCUCAGUAUCCCAAACAAAAAAGAUUUUGCUGUACAAAUUUAUGUUAAGUAAUAAAUAGGCUGCUUUACAGAUCA